Messenger RNA from Caenorhabditis briggsae, 840 nucleotides. Bases 1 to 840 code for a protein of 279 amino acids. The transcript has 2 exons. NCBI's taxonomy places the organism in Eukaryota, Metazoa, Nematoda, Chromadorea, Rhabditida, Rhabditidae. The record is from RefSeq and is a predicted model, not a curated record.
AUGCGAAUUCUGCGAAUUACUACCAGGAAACUAAUUAUUAUGGAUGGAAACUAUGUGAAUCUACAAGAAGUGAAGACUGCCGAUGCACCGAAACAUCGCGGUGACACGUAUAUGAAUAUACAUUGUGGUGCUACAUACAUGAAUCUGGGAGAAAUUAAAAACAAUCAACCACCACCACCUCUGGCUAGGACCCCGACAACUCAGCCGAAAUUCCAAAGUCCAAUGUCUCCAAGUGCAACGCCACCACGGACGCCAACGAGGACUCCAACGAGAACUCCAACGAGAACUCCAACAAGGACCCCAACAAGGACGCCAACCAGGACUCCACCAAGAGCUUCGAAAAGACCAACAAAUAGAAUGACGACGCCUACAAAGACCCCUCCCAGAACAUUUGGGACUUCCCCGGUUUCCAGUUCUCCAGCAUUAACUCCAACGACACCUACUAGGAAUCAGACGAUCACAAAACCCACUACAACUACUUAUUCAACAGCUUCAUCUGGUGCUAGAACUGCAAACUCUUGUGCUCCAUCCACAACGACCACUUCUAAUACCGUAACCCCAUCAUCAUUCGAUGGACAGUCAGCAAUGAAUGUGAAUUAUAACGAUGAAGUCACACCGCCUGAAAGUUUUUUCGAAUCUUCCCAAGAUGUUCCUAAAAUUGUGUAUUUUGUGAGGGUCCACCCAAAAAAGUUGUUUCAAUUUCAGCUUUUUUCUUUCAGAUUCGUUUUUGUCACUCGUUUUCAUUCUCUCUACAUUCGUUUUCGUCUUAUGGUCGUUGGGUGCUCUUGCCGGUCUUCAUUAUAUGGAUCUACCCGUUUUCGAGCAAAAAUUUUUGGAUAA